Molecule: messenger RNA, 430 nt
Organism: Trichoderma asperellum CBS 433.97
Lineage: Eukaryota; Fungi; Ascomycota; Sordariomycetes; Hypocreales; Hypocreaceae
Source: RefSeq, a predicted model, not a curated record
GUUUCAAACUUGAUGCAAAUGGACAACUUUGGUGGCGACCCAUGAUUUCGUGCUCCGUUAUUUACUGAUUUUCACGUGGAUUUCCUCUCCCGAUGGGUAUUAUACCGUUUUCCUCGUUGGAUAUUGCUCCAUGGAUGCCUAUGGCUCUAUAUAAUAUGCUAUUUCUUUGUUUUGUGUUAUGUGGUGUCGGAUUUGAAAAGAGAAGUUUAGUGGACUGUGCGCAAUCGGAUCACAAUUCUUCUUUUUCUUUAUACUCCACGCCUGGGAACAGUAAGAUACGAUUCUAUGUAUUUAUAAGUCAAGAUUAUUUUUAUGGGUAUUGUAGCCUCAGCAGUUUUUGAUUUUCGCAUUAGUUGCUGUAUACUAAAUUAAAUUGAGAGAAAAUUGAGCUUCUAAUUUGAAACGAAUCAUUCAUGCAUGCUAUGUCUCU